AUGGAUGAAUGUGUUUGUGAACUUAAAAAAGCCCAUAAACGUAUCCAAACAGAAUUACAACAACAAUUGGAUGAUUGGAGAAGAAAAGGGCUUCGUUUAGAAACAGAAAAUGCCCAAUUAAAAGGAAAAUUGGAAGCUGCGGAAAUUAAAGAAAAAACUUUGGAAAGAAAUAAUAGUGGAAAUUUAAGGAGUGCAACUGGCCGUUUUGGGAGUUUACAGGCUACACAAGAAAGGGAUUUGAGAGAUUCUAGUGUUGAUUCUGAUGUUGGGAUUGUUGGAGGAGGUGAAUGAAU
Molecule: messenger RNA, 293 nt
Organism: Meloidogyne enterolobii
Lineage: Eukaryota; Metazoa; Nematoda; Chromadorea; Rhabditida; Meloidogynidae
Source: the annotation of a GenBank genome assembly